Messenger RNA from Salvia miltiorrhiza (redroot sage), 756 nucleotides. RefSeq lists its product as uncharacterized. The record is from RefSeq and is a predicted model, not a curated record. Lineage: Eukaryota; Viridiplantae; Streptophyta; Magnoliopsida; Lamiales; Lamiaceae. The coding region runs from base 1 to 756 and encodes 251 amino acids. The transcript has a single exon.
AUGUGGCUGCCGGAAUUGCCAAAUCACACAUACACACACUUCUCUCUCUCUCUCACAGACACACAUGUACACACACAAACACAGCCACUCCCCCUUCGUCACCGUACACACACAAACACAGCCACUCCCCCUUCGUCACCAGCGGCGCCACCACCUCAAUCAUCCUUGCAGUCUCCGCAUCCAUCCCAUAACCAAGGGACUCGUCAUCCCACGGCGAGGCUGGCCAGAUUGAUCUCGUCGAUUCGGGCCGCCGCCUUCCCCCACCAGCAGAGCCCCCUCUCCGCCGUCCUCCCCGACCAGCAGACCCUCCCCCUUCGCCGUCCUCCUCCACCAACAAAGCCCAGCCUCCGCCGCCCUCCCCCACCACCAGCAGGCCCUCCCCCCUUCGCCGUCCUCCUCCACCAACAGAGCCCCGCCUCCGCCGCCCUCCCCCAACCACCAGCAGGCCCUCCCCCCUUCGCCGCCCUCCUCCACCAACAGAGCCCCGCCUCCGCCGCCCUCCCCCACCACCAGCAGGCCCUCCCCCCCUUCGCCGCCCUCCUCCACCAACAGAGCCCCGCCUCCGCCGCCCUCCCCCACCACCAGCAGGCCCUCCCCCCUUCGCCGCCCUCCUCCACCAACAGAGCCCGCCCUCCAGUCUCUCUCCCUCGACCAAAACCACCAAUCUCUCUCCCUCGACCAAAACCGCCAAUUUCUUCAAAAAUUCGACCAAAAACCACCAAUUUCACCAUGCUCAAUUACAGAUCUGCAAAUUAG